AUGACUGACUCCAACGAUGCUGGAAUGGAUGCUGUUCAGAGACGACUCAUGUUUGAGGACGAGUUGAGAUUUUCUCGAUUACUUUUUUAUUUUUUUAAGGAACCCAUAUUUAAAAGAUGCAUUCUCGUUGAUGAAAAUGAUCGUGUGGUUGGCCAUGACACCAAAUACAACUGUCAUCUGAUGGAAAAGAUUGAAGCUGAGAAUUUGCUUCACAGGGCUUUCAGUGUGUUCUUAUUCAACUCCAAAUAUGAGUUGCUUCUCCAGCAAAGGUCAAAAACAAAGGUUACUUUCCCACUUGUGUGGACAAACACUUGUUGCAGCCAUCCUCUUUACCGUGAAUCUGAGCUGAUUGAAGAGAACGUGCUAGGUGUAAGAAAUGCUGCACAAAGAAAGCUUCUGGAUGAGCUCGGUGUUGUAGCUGAAGAUGUACCAGUCAAUGAGUUCACUCCCUUGGGACGCAUGCUUUACAAGGCCCCUUCUGAUGGCAAAUGGGGCGAGCACGAACUUGACUAUCUACUUUUCAUCGUCCGUGAUGUGAAGCUUCAACCAAACCCAGACGAAGUGGCUGAUAUCAAGUAUGUGAGCAGGGAAGAGCUUAAGGAGCUGGUGAAGAAAGCAGAUGCAGGUGAUGAAGCUGUGAAAAUCUCUCCAUGGUUUAGAUUGGUGGUUGAUAAUUUCUUGAUGAAGUGGUGGGAUCAUGUUGAGAAAGGAACUCUCAUUGAAGCUGCUGACAUGAAAACCAUUCACAAGCUCUAA
Messenger RNA from Eruca vesicaria subsp. sativa (arugula), 756 nucleotides. NCBI's taxonomy places the organism in Eukaryota, Viridiplantae, Streptophyta, Magnoliopsida, Brassicales, Brassicaceae. The record is from the annotation of a GenBank genome assembly.